Molecule: messenger RNA, 1563 nt
Organism: Miscanthus lutarioriparius
Lineage: Eukaryota; Viridiplantae; Streptophyta; Magnoliopsida; Poales; Poaceae
Source: the annotation of a GenBank genome assembly
AUGGAUCGUACAGCUAGUACAAAACGCGAUGUCCUUGAGCGCAUGCUGCUCGAUGAAAGUGUAGAGCCGACUGAUCUGCCAUUAUCACUCUUGGAAAACAUCACAAAUGGUUUCUCCCAUGACAAACGAAUAGGAAGCGGUGGGUUUGCUGUGGUUUAUAAGGGAAUGCUUAGGAAUGGGACAAUUGCUGUGAAGAAGUUGUUCAAUACCCAUUUGCAUGAGAACAAAUUUCAUCAAGAGGUUGAAUGUCUAAUGAAGGCGAACCACAAAAAUGUAGUAAGAUUUCUUGGAUAUUGUGCUGACACACAAGGAAGGAUGGAAAUCUACAAUGGGAAGCAUGUCAUGGCAGAUGUACAACAAAGAUUACUGUGCUUUGAGUAUUUGCCUAAAGGGAGUCUUCAUGAUUAUAUCACCGGUAGGGUACUCAAAAGUUGGGGGAACAGGUUGGACAAAAUACACAGAGAAAAGCAGUUGGAGCAAUUACGAGUGUGCGCUGAAAUAGGGAAAGAAUGCACUGACUAUGAUCCAAGAAGGAGACCAGAUGCACGGGAUAUUGUCCGUAGACUUGAUGAAGCGGAUAUUGUGGAUGAUAUUGUCACUGACAUGAGCAACUUAUCAAUAGCACAGGAAAUACACAAGAUAGAGGAGCAUGGCGACGGACUAUUUGGUGCAAUUGGUCGUAAGCUGUCCCUCAAGUGCCUUCUUCGAGUGUCCCGGUCGGAUUACGGCACAGUGGCCUCCUUGAGCCGGGCACUUCCGGACUCUGGUGCGCAAUGGGGAUAUCUACCGCCUACGGCGGCUGACCGAGACCUGCUCGUGUUUGGCAGGGGGGACUUUCUGUUAAUAUAUAGCAUCCUAACCAAUUCAUGGAUUCAGACGACUGAUGCGACGAACUUCUUUCCGCGCUGCCAAUUUGGUUCAACAAGUGUGGGGCAAAAAGCCUAUCUGGCAGGCGGAACUACUGAUUAUUAUGACGGGGUCUUGAGCACCGCAGUAGUGAUGUAUGAUUCUGAGGAAAAAGUUUGGGAGCCCCUCCCAAGCAUGAAUAGAGCUAGAAAGUCGUGUUCAGCAGCAUUCAUGGACGGGAAGCUGUAUGUGAUUGGUGGGGUGGGCAGCAACAGAGAGGUAUUGACCUGCGGGGAGGAAUACGACUUUGAGCGGAGGUCGUGGAGGGUGAUCGACAACAUGGCUGAGGGUUUCAUGAUCAACACAGAAUCGCAUGCUCCUCGUGCUCCUCCUGCUGCAGUUGUCAAUAACGAGCUUUAUGCAGCUCAACACAGUUCCACUGAGAACAAAGUCAAAAAGUAUGACAAGCAGAACAAUAGAUGGAUCACACUUGGAAAAUUGCCAGAAGGUUCUCAUUCCUGUCUUACACCGGGUAUUGGUUUCAAAGCAUGCGGUGACAAAUUGAUCUUCGCUGUAGGCACAGACUAUGUGCUAUAUCCUUCUGGCGCUGUUAAGCUUUACUCAUGGGUCCCCAAUGAGCAGCCACCUGUUUGGAGUUUGAUUGCCAGGCAUCCCUCAGGUACUACCGUGUGUAAUUUCGCCGUGAUGAGUUGCUGA